Molecule: messenger RNA, 1522 nt
Organism: Parus major (Great Tit)
Lineage: Eukaryota; Metazoa; Chordata; Aves; Passeriformes; Paridae
Gene: OGFOD2
Product: 2-oxoglutarate and iron dependent oxygenase domain containing 2
Exons: 7
Coding region: 158-1207 (349 amino acids)
Molecular function (GO): oxidoreductase activity, acting on paired donors, with incorporation or reduction of molecular oxygen; L-ascorbic acid binding; iron ion binding
Source: RefSeq, a predicted model, not a curated record
GAGAUGACAAAAACAACAAGCGUAAAACCGGGGAGAACGGGCGAGUUCCGCCGCUUUCCGUUUUUUGCCCCGGUUGGGAAUUUGCCGAUGCGCCCUCCCGCGGACGGAAACGGAGCCCUUUGAGGGCAGGACCGAGGCGCGUUCGCCGGCAGGAAACAUGUCCGCGGGCCGGCCGUUCCGCGGGUGCGCCUGCUUUUUCACCGACAACAUCUUCGUGGGGCGGUUCGGGCUCCACGUGCGGUACCGGGACGGGCCGCAGCUCCGCCGGGACCACGGCCGGGCGCUGAGGGAGCGCGGCUGCCGGAGCGAGGAGCAGUUCCAGGAGGUGCUGAGGGAGAUUGAGGCAGAAGUGCAGAGAAGAAAAGAGUUAAUCCAUCAGUCAGUGGAACGCAGAGCCAUCAUCUCCAAGUGCUACAAACCAAAACACCCAGAGGUGUACACCCUGCAGGAUUCCUUCCUGGCCCCAGAGUUUCUGGAAAUCGUGAGGUUCUGCACAUCUCCAGGUGCUGAUCUCCAGGGCCUCCUGAGCUACCUCGAGUCCUUCUCAGAUAAGAGGAUCUACCGACUCCCAGUGUUCACAGAGGAGUUCUGCCAAGCCUUUGUGGAUGAGCUGGAGAACUUUGAGCAGUCGGAUAUGCCCAAAGGCAGGCCCAACACCAUGAACAACUACGGGGUUUUGCUGAACGAGCUGGGCAUGGACGAGCCUUUCCUGACGCCGCUGCGGGAGCGGCUCCUGCCCAUCACGGCCCUGCUGUACCCAGAGCUGGGAGGGGCCUGCCUGGACAGCCACAAAGCUUUCGUGGUCAAGUACUCCCUGCACGAGGACCUGGACCUCAGCUCGCACUACGACAACGCUGAAGUCACCCUGAACGUUUCCCUGGGGAAAGAAUUCACAGAAGGAAAUUUGUACUUCGGGGAUUUCAGCCAGGAUCCCACCCCAGUGCCCAAAUACAUCGAGGUGGAGCACGUUGGAGGCCGGGGGCUGCUGCACCGAGGGGGGCAGAUCCACGGGGCCCUGCCCAUCGCCUCCGGGCAGCGCUGGAACCUCAUCGUGUGGAUGAGAUCCUCGGCCAUCCGAAACCAGCUCUGCCCCAUGUGCCGCAGGAAACCCGAGCUGGUGGAGGCCGAGGGCUUUGGGGAUGGCUUCACAGAACCCCUGGAGGAGGAGGAGGUGCCACAGACUGUGAAUCUCUGUGCCUUGGGGUAGUGGGGGGAGGAUUUCCCCACUCCAAAUUGUCCAAAGCGCCGUGCAAGGAGCAGCUCUCACCUUGGGAAGGGAUGCUAAGCCAGCCGUGCCAGCAUUCCAGCUGGAAGAGCUGGAACUUGGCUCCUGAGGGCUCAGCUGGGGCUGGAGGACUCUGACACACAAACUCCAACUCUGAUUCCCUGCAGGAGCUCUGUCAAUAAUUCCAAGUGCACAGGGGAAACACCCAAAGCUCCUUGGCCUCUCUGCCAACAGCAGCACCCCAGGUCCCACUGGAAAUGGGGAAGAAUGGUAGAAUAAACCAUUUCUCUGCUGUUC